UUUCAUUAUCAUUAUCUUCUUCUUUGCUGAGCUGCUCAUACGGGGCUCACUACCAUUAUCAACAAACCAAGUGGAGGAGGGAUUUGGAUUUUGGGUGAUCGAAUUGCAUCCUCCGAUCCGCCUUUCUCUCUCUCUCUCUCUCUCUCUCUCUCUCUCCUGCCAUUUUGGGUAGCUUAUCGAUCAUCUAUCUCCGCCGUGCCGUGCGGGGCGUCUGACAAAAUGGUUGAAAUCCCGUAUUUUGCGGCUUUGACCACCUUCUUCAGCUACGUACUCCUCUUCGCAUUCGGCCAUUUUCGCGACUUCUUCAGGAAAAUCUUUGAUUGGUGGCAUCCCACCACCGAUCUUCAGGGAUAUGCACCGAUCUGCCUAGGGCUUGAGGAUUUCUAUAUUCGCCGAUUGUAUCAUCGGAUUCAGGACUGUUUUGGACGACCAAUUUGUAGUCCUCCGGAUGCUUGGUUUGAUGUGGUGGAGCGUGUGUCCAAUGACAAUAAUAAAACUCUAAAGCGUACGACGAAAGUUAGAAGGUGCCUUAACAUGGGAUCAUAUAAUUAUCUUGGUUUUGGUGCAUCUGAUGAAUAUUGCACCCCUCGCGUAAUUGACUCACUCAAAAGAUUUUCGCAAAGUACUUGUAGUAGCCGUGUUGACGGAGGAACGGUGUCGUUACACACUGAAUUGGAGGAAUGUGUUGCUAAUUUUGUUGGUAAACCUGCUGCUAUUGUUUUCGGCAUGGGCUAUGCUACAAAUUCCACUGUUCUUCCUGCCUUGAUUGGAAAGGGAGGAUUGAUAAUUAGUGAUUCUCUAAACCACAACUCUCUCAUUAAUGGAGCCCGAGGGUCUGGAGCUACUAUUCGUGUAUUCCAAUAUAACACACCCUCCCAUUUGGAGAAAGUUUUGAGAGAACAAAUUAGUGAAGGGCAACCGAAGACGCACAGGCCGUGGAAGAAGAUCAUUGUUGUAGUGGAGGGCAUGUACAGCAUGGAAGGCGAACUUUGCAAGCUUCCAGAGAUUGUUGCCAUAUGCAAGAAAUACAAGGCAUAUGUUUAUUUGGAUGAGGCUCAUAGCAUUGGAGCAAUAGGCAAAACUGGGAAGGGUGUGUGUGAGCUCUUAGGAGUUGACACUGCAGAUGUGGAUAUCAUGAUGGGGACUUUCACCAAAUCCUUUGGAUCAUGUGGGGGUUAUAUAGCAGGAUCCAAGGAAUUGAUUCAAUAUCUCAAGUACACAUGCCCUGCUCAUUUCUAUGCAACAUCAAUAUCGCCUCCUGCUGCCCAACAAAUAAUUUCUGCCAUAAAAGUUAUCAGUGGAGAAGAUGGGUCUUCCAGAGGAUCUGAAAAGCUAGCACGUAUACGUGACAACAGCAACUUUUUCCGCUCAGAACUGCAGAAAAUGGGGUUCGACGUCCUAGGAGACCAGGACUCCCCUGUCAUACCCAUCAUGCUCUACAAUCCUGCCAAAAUACCUGCCGUUUCAAGAGAAUGUCUCAAACAGAAUAUAGCUGUGGUGAUGGUUGGUUUUCCUGGUGUUCCUCUGCUGUUGGCCAGAGUUCGCAUAUGCAUUUCAGCUGCUCACACAAGGGAAGAUCUUCUCAAAGCAUUAGAGGUUAUCAGCACAAUUGGUGAUCUGGUAGGCAUAAAAUACUACCCUGCUACUGUUACUGCUAAGCCCAAGAAACAUCAGAUAGAAGAAAACAGACUAAAGCUUGAGUGAAUACUCCUCAAACACCACCUUUUCUUUAGCAAGACUAUCAGUUGCUGUUGAAAUGUCACUGCCUUACAUGGAGUUAGUCAUAUUUGAUUUUAAGAUUUGUCAAAUUUUGUUUGUGUACAGCAAAAUCGAUAUUUGUCAAAUCGUCAA
Messenger RNA from Ipomoea triloba (trilobed morning glory), 1851 nucleotides. RefSeq names its product long chain base biosynthesis protein 2a-like. The record is from RefSeq and is a predicted model, not a curated record. Gene Ontology annotation, cellular component: serine palmitoyltransferase complex. The transcript has 11 exons. NCBI's taxonomy places the organism in Eukaryota, Viridiplantae, Streptophyta, Magnoliopsida, Solanales, Convolvulaceae. Bases 220 to 1704 code for a protein of 494 amino acids. Gene Ontology annotation, molecular function: pyridoxal phosphate binding; serine C-palmitoyltransferase activity. Gene Ontology annotation, biological process: ceramide biosynthetic process; sphingosine biosynthetic process.